Messenger RNA from Trypanosoma rangeli, 1440 nucleotides. RefSeq names its product putative TPR-repeat protein. The record is from RefSeq and is a predicted model, not a curated record. NCBI's taxonomy places the organism in Eukaryota, Euglenozoa, Kinetoplastea, Trypanosomatida, Trypanosomatidae. Bases 1 to 1440 code for a protein of 479 amino acids. Gene Ontology annotation, molecular function: protein binding. The transcript has a single exon.
AUGGAUUACGCCAGCGCUAUUAGACAACAAGCAGAAGAUCUGCAAGAUGAAUUGAAAGAGUUAAGUCUUUGGCAGGAUGAGAUGCGGCGGCGCGAAGAGGCAAAGAAAAAAAGAGGGGUGCAUCCUGCAAACACCGAUACAAUACCACCUGUCAGGGGGACCGUGCCUUCAUUAAAGGAUGCGGUUUUAAAGUCCAGUGGGAAGGUCUCGGGAGAAGAUCCAGUGAAAAAUGCGAAGGAGACAGGUAAUUCCUUUUUUCAGUCAGGAAAAUUUAAGGAGGCCAUUGAGUCCUACAGCAAAGGAAUCGACCUCGAUCCCGAGGGAGCUGUGGCGCAUGUGUUGUAUGGAAAUCGGGCUCUUUGUCAUUUAAAGCUGGAACGAUGGGAGGAAGCAGAACGUGACGCUUCUGCAUGUCUUCGACUGAAUCAUAGUAAUCCGAAAGGUUAUUUUCGUCGGGCCAUGGCACGAAAGCAGCUUGGGAACUUGAAGGGGGCCCGCACCGAUCUUGAGGCGGUUCUUGCGCUUAGUCCAAAUGAUGCUAGCGCCAUUAGUGAAAUUAAAACAAUAACUUAUAUGUUACAACUUGAGCGGGAAAAAGCUGGCCCUGUCGUGAAGAAGGUUGUUAUUGCGGAAGUCGAUGACGAUGAAGAAGAAGAAGAGCGUGAUAGCAAUGAAAAAAAGAGUAAUUACGAAACUAAAACUACAAAUAACGGAAUCAGCAAUGAGAACGAGACCUUUGAAACCCAAAAAAAAGAAAGCUUGCAAAAGGAGGUGCAUGCACUUGAACUUGCCCGGGAGAAGCAGCGUCGACUUCAAGAAGCCAAGGCAAAGGAGGAGGAAUCAAAGUUGAGUCAGAAACGACGGACAUGUGCACGGGUGGAAGUUGUUGAAGAGGAAUCUGUUGAGGCAAAAACUGCGGCUUCAACCUCAAUGACAAAGAUGACGGAGGAAAGAGCGACAUUACCAUACGUAAGCCAAGCCGAGUCAAAGACAUCACCGUCAAAAUCAACCUCGAAUAAACGUGAAACGCAGAGCAUUGCCCCACGCACCGUAAAAACAUCCAGGCUUUCCAAAGAGAUGCUAAAGGCACCAAAAUCCUUCACAGAGUUUGAACGGGUAUUUACUGACAUCAGAGGCGACGAGGAACUCCGUUGCUAUUACGUUUCUUUGAUUCCUCCAUCAAAUCUUCGUACACUAUUUGGGAACAAUAUGGUGCCGGAUAUUCUUCUUGGGCUAUUGCGUACUGUGAAGCUUCUUCCAGGCAAUGUUGCGCUUAACUUUCUUCAAGGAUUAUGCACGGUUAAACGGGUGGAGGACAUUGCUCUUUUUUUUGACAGUUCAGAGAAGAGAGUGGUUGAGGAACUUCUCGACGUGGUUAGCUCUUGUGGGGCGUCUGAAAAGGACAUGAAUCUAUUUAGAGAACGCUUGAGGGUGAUGUGA